Messenger RNA from Gastrolobium bilobum, 1695 nucleotides. RefSeq lists its product as uncharacterized. NCBI's taxonomy places the organism in Eukaryota, Viridiplantae, Streptophyta, Magnoliopsida, Fabales, Fabaceae. Bases 1 to 1695 code for a protein of 564 amino acids. The record is from RefSeq and is a predicted model, not a curated record. The transcript has a single exon.
AUGAUUUCAGGCGGGCUGAGUGGAGGAGGAGAGAUUGCGAACGCCAGAAAGAAACACUUGAAGCAGUGUCUGGCGGUCGCUGGCAAAGUGAUCAGCAAAGAAAAGCACAGUCCUAGUCCAACAAGGCCUCAAAUUGUCUGGGACGCCAGCGAUUUAGGCGACGUCCUCCCAGGACAUGACGACCCGCUCGUCAUUCAAGCUAUAAUCGCCAACUUCGGCGUUAAUCGCGUUUUUAUUGACCACGGCAGCUCAGCCGAUAUUUUGUUUUUACCAUGCUUUAAAGCGUUAGGGUUCACUGUUGAUAGUCUAACUCCUGUUACAGGUGAACUCUCAGGUUUCAACGCUACCACCACAAAGCCACUGGGAGUGAUUACCUUGCGGCUCUCCCUUGGAACGCCGCCCACCUCACGAUCCGCAGACAUCAAGUUUUUGGUGCUCGACACCCCAUCAGCUUACAACGCCAUUCUUCGUAGAAGGAUGUUUGCUGCCUUCGAGGCAAGCAUUUCACACCCCCACUUGGCAAUGAAGUUCGUUGCCCGAGACAACAAAGUCGCCACAGUGCGAGGAGACCAGACGAUAGCCCGAAGCUGCUACAACAUAUCCUUACGGCCAAUGGCCAAAGCUAGCUUCAGUGAUGAAAGGGCGCUCAAGCCGGGGACGACGUCGCCAUCAGAAAGAAAUCUCGGCGAGAAGUCCAAAGAGCGUGACCAAUGUUUUUUGGUAGAAUUUGACGCUAGAGAUGAUCCGCGCGUGGAACAUGACAGACCCACGCCGGAUGGAGCAUUGGAACAUGUUGUCUUAGGAGAUGCGGAUCAUCAAACAACAAACAUCGGGGCCACCAUCGAACCAGAGAUGAAAUACAAGUUAAUCAAGUUGCUCAAGGAAAACAAAGAUUUGUUUGCAUGGAAGCCGUCUGACAUGCCAGGUAUCAAUCCAAACGUUUGCUGCCACCGUUUGUCGGUGGAUCCUAAAGCCAAGCCAUUCGCCCAGAAAAAGAGGAAAUUCGGUCCCGACCGCCAGAGGGUGAUUGAUGAAGAGGUCAAAAGGCUACACGCCGCCGGGUUCAUCAGGGAAAUCAAGUACACAACUUGGUUAUCCAACCCAGUAUUGGUAAAAAAGCCAAACGGCGCAUGGCGAAUGUGCGUUGACUACACUGACCUAAACAAAGUCUGUCCAAAGGAUGCUUACCCUUUUCCCAGCAUCGAUCAGUUGGUUGACAACGUGUCCGGAUUCAAAAUGCUAUCAUUCAUGGACGCAUACUCUGGUUAUAAUCAGAUCCCACUUCUUGAAGAAGACCAAGACAAAACGGCGUUCAUCACUCAGAACGCCAAUUACUGUUAUACAAUGAUGCCCUUCGGUCUAAAAAAUGCUGGGGCCACUUACCAAAGGAUGAUGAAUGAAGUAUUCAGAGACCUGAUUGGCAAUCGCAUCGAAGUAUACAUCGAUGACAUGAUCGCCAAAUCAAGAACAUCGGAACAACAUUUGGUUGAUCUACAAGGUGUUUUUGAAAGACUCAGAAAAUUCAACAUGCGCUUGAAUCCAAGCAAAUGCGCCUUCGGAGUUCCCGCGGGCAAAUUCCUAGGCUUUAUGCUCACUGAAAGAGGCAUUGAAGUCAAUCCUGAUAAGUGCAAGGCAGUGAUUGAAAUGCGAAGCCCGCAAACAAUCAAGGAAGUUCAGCACUCACAGGAAGGUUAG